Messenger RNA from Aegilops tauschii subsp. strangulata, 2156 nucleotides. Its product is annotated as protein NRT1/ PTR FAMILY 4.3. The record is from RefSeq and is a predicted model, not a curated record. Gene Ontology annotation, molecular function: transmembrane transporter activity. Gene Ontology annotation, biological process: transmembrane transport. Gene Ontology annotation, cellular component: membrane. Lineage: Eukaryota; Viridiplantae; Streptophyta; Magnoliopsida; Poales; Poaceae.
CCAAGACGCUCUUAGAGGUGAGCACGCAACACCCUUUGGAGCUUGAUAGUGAGUGUGCUCUAGCGAGUGACGACGCCACAGCAAACUCUCUCGGCAUACAAAACUAGUACCAGUAGUAAACAACAGAGCAGAGAAAGAAUAUAAAUUCUUUGAAGGGCCGGAGAGGUAACUAUAGGGGAAAUGGAUGUCGAGUCGUCGAGGCAACAAGGUCCCAAGGGGGACGCCAACUCCAACUCCAUGGCUGCCGCCUCCGAGGUCUCUGUGGACUGGAGGGGCAGGCCUUGCAGGCCUCAAAGGCAUGGAGGCAUGAAAGCUGCUGUGUUUGUCCUAGGGAUCCAGGCGUUUGAGAUCAUGGCGAUUGCGGCGGUGGGGAACAACCUCAUCACCUACGUGUUCAACGAGAUGCACUUCCCGCUGUCCAAGUCGGCCAACAUCGUCACCAACUUCAUCGGCACCAUGUUCCUCCUCUCCCUGCUCGGCGGCUUCCUCUCCGACUCCUACCUCGGCAGCUUCUGGACCAUGCUCAUCUUCGGCUUCGUCGAGCUCUCCGGGUUUAUACUGCUGGCGGUGCAGGCGCACCUGCCGCAGCUGCGCCCGCCGGCGUGCGACAUGAAGGCGGCCGGGCAGUGCGAGGAGGUGGCCGGGGUGAAGGCCGGCAUCUUCUUCGCCGCGCUCUACCUGGUGGCGCUGGGCAGCGGAUGCCUCAAGCCCAAUAUCAUCGCGCACGGCGCCGACCAGUUCCGGCGCGACGGCGAGGAUCAGGCCGUCGAUGGCGGGAAGCGGCUCUCCAGCUACUUCAACGCGGCCUACUUCAGCUUCUGCGUGGGCGAGAUGGUGGCGCUCACCGUGCUCGUCUGGGUGCAGACACGCUCCGGGAUGGACGUCGGUUUCGGGGUCUCUGCCGCUGCCAUGGCGGUCGGCCUUGUCAGCCUCGUCGCCGGCGUCGUCUUCUACCGGAACAAGCCACCGCAGGGCAGCAUCUGCACGCCCAUAGCAAAGGUCUUCGUCGCCGCGGUAGCCGAGAGGAAGCAAGUGUGCCCAUCGUCCAGGGCCACACUGCAGGGCAUCUCCUCCACGGGUGCACAUGAGAUGCGUCUCAACACCACCAACAUCUGCCGCAUCAAUAAGUUCAGGUUCUUGGACAAAGCGUGCGUGAAGGCGCAGGACGGUGGCAGCAAGGAGAGCGGGUGGGGGCUGUGCACGGCGGCGGAGGUGGAGCAGGUGAAGGUGCUGCUGUGCGUGGUGCCCAUCUUCGCGUGCACCAUCGUCUUCAACACCAUCCUCGCGCAGCUUCAGACCUUCUCGGUGCAGCAAGGGAGCGCCAUGGACACCCGGCUCGCCGCCAACUUCCACGCCCCCCCGGCGUCGCUCCAGGCCAUCCCCUAUAUCAUGCUCAUCGUGUUCGUCCCGGCCUACGAGGCCGUCUUCGUGCCCGCCGUGCGCCGCCUCACGGGGGUCGGCACAGGCAUCACGCCGCUCCAGCGGAUCGGGGUCGGCCUCUUCGCCGUCACCUUCUCCAUGGUGGCCGCCGCGCUGGUCGAGGCCCGCCGCCGCCACUCGUCCGUCUCCGGAGACGGGCGGACGCUGUCCAUCUUCUGGAUCGCGCCGCAGUUCCUGGUGUUCGGGCUGUCGGAGAUGUUCACAGCCGUGGGGCUCAUCGAGUUCUUCUACAAGCAGUCGCUCUCCGGCAUGCAGGCCUUCCUCACCUCCAUGACCUACUGCUCCUACUCCUUCGGCUUCUACCUCAGCUCCGUGCUGGUGUCGCUCGUCAACAGGGUGACCUCGAGGAAUGGCGGCAAUGGCUGGCUCAGCAACAACGACCUCGACAAGGACAGGCUCGACCUCUUCUACUGGCUCCUGGCCGCGCUCAGCAUCCUCAACUUCUUCAACUUCCUCUUCUGGUCGAGGUGGUACUCCAACAGCGUCGAGACGGUGCAGGUUGCCGGAGUUGGAGGCGAUGGUGGCAGUGAGCAGGAGGAUGAGAAGGGUUCUGCGUGACCAGUAUGCAUUAGUGGAUUAUUAAUCAAUUAACCUUAGUUUGUUUACCUUAUAUGUAUAUCUAUGGCUCUGCCUUGUAUCGGAGUAGUGUGUAGAUGUGUGUAUGGGUCUCAUCAACUAAUUAACGAAGUGUUGCACAUGUGGUUAGUUAUUAAUUA